AUGGUAUAUCAAGAACCAAAGAACGGAGCUGAUUUGGCUGCUAUCAUCAACAAAGGUGGUAAAUUGAUUAUUUACUACACUGCCACCUGGUGUGGUCCAUGCAGAAUGAUGGCCAAACCAUUCUCUGAUUUAUCUGAUCAAUAUCAAGGUAUCACUUUUAUCAAGGCCGAUAUCGACGCUUGCUCAGAAUACCCACCAGUUGCCAACAUCUCUGGUGUACCUGCCUUUUUCGGAUACAACGGUACUACUUUAAUUGGUAACUUUGCUGGUGCCAACCAAAACAGUUUGAAGGAUUUGUGCAACAAGGUUCAAUCUGCUUAA
Molecule: messenger RNA, 321 nt
Organism: Heterostelium album PN500
Lineage: Eukaryota; Evosea; Eumycetozoa; Acytosteliales; Acytosteliaceae
Gene: trxE
Product: thioredoxin family protein
Exons: 3
Coding region: 1-321 (106 amino acids)
Source: RefSeq, a predicted model, not a curated record